This is a messenger RNA of Psilocybe cubensis, 474 nucleotides long. RefSeq lists its product as uncharacterized. Lineage: Eukaryota; Fungi; Basidiomycota; Agaricomycetes; Agaricales; Agrocybaceae. The record is from RefSeq and is a predicted model, not a curated record. Bases 1 to 474 code for a protein of 157 amino acids. The transcript is spliced from 4 exons.
AUGGCAGUCAAAGACAAAGAAAACCUUGCCUCCGCCUACGUUCUCAGUUUUCUCGCUGACCAUGAUCGCGAGGAAGCCGAAAAAUUCUUUGAGAAAGAGGACCUGGAUCUUCUUGCCCCAGAUCUCCCCGCCAUAAUAAAUUUGGAUGCAGCUUCUAAGUCGCUACGUGUCUCUGUGACUCUCCCUGGCGGCGCUACAAACAACUCAGUCUGGACGUUUGAGCUUCCUGGCACAAUCUUUCAGAAUCUCACAAACGUCCAAGGGACCCUCUACACCAGAAUAGAUGCUCGCCAACUCCUAGGAGAGAAUGAAUUUUGGAUUCAACAAUACCCAAGUGGCGUCCCUGGACAGAUUGGUCGCACGGUCAUUGAGUUCUAUAACACGAAAAUCAUUACUGCAAUUUUCAAAUCGUCCAACGACAACUUCGGCGCUUCUGGAAGCGGCGUCUGGACUGGUCUUGGACCACGCACGUAA